UUAAAAUCCUCGUAAAACAUGGCGGAACGUCUGCGCGAAGGAGAUGCGCGUACUUAAUUUUCCGUGGAGAGUGGGCAUUCUGUUUGUUUAUUAUUCUGUGUAUUGUCAUUGUCAACUGUCAAAACGUGUAAUCAGUAAUCACACAAGAAAAUAUUGUAAAUUACUGAGUUUUUUUUCUGUAUUAAAUUAUAUUAAUUCCAGUCAAAUGGAGAAAGAAAUAAAAAAUGAAAUUUAUGAUACACCUGUCGAAAUAAAAAUGGAAUGUAAUCAAAUUCCCAAUUUGACUAUAAAAACUGAAAUCAAAGAAGAGGUUCCAGACUUAUAUUUUUGUAAUUAUGAUAAUUAUGCAAGUCAAAUAAAAACGGAAUUAGACGUGAAAGUUGAACAAAAUCAAAGUGGCAAUGUUAAUACGUUGGAAGAAAAUUCCAGAGAUCACCAUGGUUCCUUAUAUGAAGAUUUACAAAAUGACUCAUUCAAUGUAUUCAAAGAAGACCAAGAUAUAAAAAUGAGUAAUUUAAGUGAUGACCCUCUGAGAUGCAAAGUUUGUUUGAAACAGUUUAAAAAGAAAAGUAGUGUAAAGACGCAUAUGCUUUUGCAUACCGGAGAAAAGCCUUUCCAGUGCAAAUUUUGUUUGAAUUGGUUUAGACACAAGAAUAAUUUAAAUAACCAUAUGCUAACGCAUACAGGAGAAAAACUUUUCGAAUGUGAAAUAUGUUCGAAACGGUUUCCAACAAAAUAUAAGUUAAAGUUGCAUAACCAUCUGCACACCGGAGACAAACCUUAUGAAUGUGAUAUUUGUUUCAGACGGUUUUCACGACCUACUCAUGUAGCAGGUCACAAAAUUAGUAUGCACAGUAGUGACAAACCUUUCAAAUGCGAAAUUUGUUUCAAGCAGUUUUCAGAGAUGAGCUUGUUAGAGAAACAUGUUCGAUUCCAUACCGAAGCAAAACCUUAUAUAUGUGAAUAUUGCUCCAAACACUUUUCGUCAAAUUCUUCUUUAAAAGUGCAUAUGCGAACGCAUACGGGGAAUAAAGUGUUCACCUGUGAAAUCUGCGCUAAAGAGUUGACUACAAAUUCUCAUCUAAAGGUGCACAUGCGAAAUCAUACUGGAGAAAAACCGUACAAAUGUGAAGUUUGUUCCAAGGAGUUUACGCAAAUGGGACAAUUAAGCAGGCACAGUUUAUUGCAUACCGGAGAAAGACCGUUCACUUGUGAUGUUUGUUCGAAGAAUUUUAGACAGAAAAGUGCUUUGAAAACUCAUAUGCAGUAUCACACUGAUGAUAAACCUUUUGGUUGUGAAAUUUGUACGAAGACGUUUACAACAAAUUCUGUGUUAAAAAAGCAUAUGAGAAUCCAUACAGGAGAAAAACCUUAUAAAUGCGGGAUUUGUUUUAAGCAAUUUCGACAGUUGGGACAAUUGAAGAGUCAUAAUUUAUUGCAUACUAGAGAAAAACCAUUUAGUUGUGAAAUUUGUUCGAAGAAUUUUCGAGAGAAAAAAUCUUUAACUAAUCAUUUGCAAAAUCAUGCUAAAGAUAAGCCUUCUCCAUCUGGUUGCUCCCCCUAACCAAAGUUGUCAUCAUUGCGUUUAUUUAAAGCGUUUAUCGCAAGAAUAUAUCGGAAUAUAUCGGACGUCCUAAGAUGUGCUGAUCAAGUAUUAAUAAUAGGAAAAGUCAGACAAUAAUGUGUCGAUCUACAGUAGAUCUGCUGGAUCUUUGCACAUUGCUAUCAUUUUUAUUAUAGAAAUAAACCAAAACAUGUGAGCCAAACUUACGUCUGUUAUAAGAAUUAGAAAAUGGCUAAUAUUACAAUGAAAAUUUUUAUACUUAUCUUUUUAUUUAUUUAUUGCAUUUAGAAAACUGGAUAUACAUUUAUGAACGUGAUUUUAAAAUUUUUGGAAACAUAAAAGUUAUCC
This is a messenger RNA of Diabrotica balteata, 1912 nucleotides long. The record is from the annotation of a GenBank genome assembly. Lineage: Eukaryota; Metazoa; Arthropoda; Insecta; Coleoptera; Chrysomelidae.